UCUUAUAAAAAUAAACCCCUUCAUUCAAAAAGCAUUCAGUUAUUAACUAUCAUGUUUACUAAGACCAAACAAGUUUGAAUUUUUUCCAGCACAUUGAAAAACAAACAAUAAAUAGUUCACCCUUCUGCUAAAAUAAAAUCGUCGAAAACAAGACAAUUUCAUUGGUUUCUUAUGAAUUUUCAUGCACUAAAUGUAUUUCAAAAGAAUUCAUGAGACUUCAAGAGACUUCCAGAGACUUCAAGAGACUUCCAGAGACUUCAAGAGACUUCAAGAGACUUCAAGAGACUUCAAGUGACUUCAGAAGACUUCAAGAGACUUCAGAAGACUUCAAGAGACUUCAGAAGACUUCAAGAGACUUCAGAAGACUUACAAGACUUCAUGAGACUUCACGGCUGAAGUCUCUGCUGAUUCCCCCUUGGUCUUAGGGGUCCCAAAUUGAAUUGUUUCCAUGGAAAUGCCCAGCUCUGGUGUGAGUGUGUGCAGGAAAGAGAUCCACACCCACAUUCGUGGAUGCUAUUUUUUCUUUUUACAUUUGCAACGAUGGUUCACAUAGAUAUACGCUCGUAAUGAUCAGUGUAUUCUGCUGUGUCCGUUAGAAUUCGCCUGUAUUACGGUACGAAUAUCAGUGUAACAAACGUGCGUAUUUAGCGGUAUAUGACACAGCGUCAUACGACUAUAUACAGUCCCUACCAAAUGGGUUAUUUGCGGUCUGUGUACGGUGGUUUACGAUCGUCGUAAUCAUGGAUCUGAGUUAUAAAACGCUGAUUGUAUAUUCUUUUAUAACUUAAAGUGGUUUCGAAUGUCAUUUAUCUAGACUGUUCAACGUAACUGUUAUUCAUUUGGAGUAUUGUCUCGUUCAUGAGCAUGCAUUACCAGCAGUGGUCGAUGAUGCACUCACAUUAUAUCGUGCACUUCUUCUUGAUGAUAUUCCUGCUUCUCAUCUAGCCAUCAUGGGAGAUUCAGUUGGUGGCGGUCUUACUCUAUUGACAAUUCAAGCUCUUGUUGCUCGUCAUCUACCAAUGCCUCGUGCCGCUGUUACACUUUCGCCAUGGGCAGACUUCUCGACGUCUGGUGAAAGCUAUACCCGUAACCGUUUUACUGAUUUGAUGAUUCUAGCCGAGAGUAUUGCAUGGGGUAUCCAACAUGUAUUGGGUCCGAAUCAUGCUCAAAUAGCUCGAGACGAUCCAUUGCAUAGUCCACUCUAUGGUUCAUUCAAAGGAUUUCCGUCACUUUAUAUUACAGUUGGUAUAGCAGAGCUCUUGGAGGAUGAUUUCAGACGUGUUGUUGAUAAAGCACGUGCUGAAGCAGUUGACAUAACACUAGAAGUUGGUCAAAAUUUAAUGCAUGUUCAUCCUCUUUUCUUUCCCUUUUUUUCCUGA
Molecule: messenger RNA, 1379 nt
Organism: Rotaria sp. Silwood2
Lineage: Eukaryota; Metazoa; Rotifera; Eurotatoria; Philodinida; Philodinidae
Source: the annotation of a GenBank genome assembly